Messenger RNA from Ostrea edulis (European flat oyster), 3950 nucleotides. RefSeq names its product transmembrane protein 214-like. The transcript has 17 exons. Gene Ontology annotation, cellular component: Golgi apparatus; endoplasmic reticulum. The record is from RefSeq and is a predicted model, not a curated record. Bases 1208 to 3376 code for a protein of 722 amino acids. NCBI's taxonomy places the organism in Eukaryota, Metazoa, Mollusca, Bivalvia, Ostreida, Ostreidae.
CCUUCAGCGAUUUUUCUGGGUGACUGUUGCGUUGCCAUCAUUUCCUAUCUUCUGUUGUUACUUGUUGAUGAUUCUGAUCCUGGCUCCAAUAUGGCAGCGGAAAACUUCUCCAGUACAAAUCCGUCCAAAUUAUUCUUGCAACUGUGAUCAUGCAACCCAGUGCAAUUAGUAACCAGAUGGCUCAGCUGGUAAAGCACAGGACUAGAAAUUUUCUCCAUUGGAUGUCUUCAUGGUCUAUUGCAUUUGCCCCCUUAAAAUUCCCAUUGCAUUCUGUUAAGUUUAAAAUGAAAUAAAAACCAUAUCAAUUUUUCUUUACUGGUUAUUGGUAAUGUCAUGUAUAUAUGCUUUAUAAUACAUGUAUAUACGGUAUGAUGUAUUUUUAUGUAUAUAGAUUUUAUAUACCUGUUUGUGAAAUUUGGUAGAAGUUGGUUUGAUUAAACAAUGCAUGAAUAAAUAAAUGGUAAUGGAGAAGAGAGAAAAUUUAGGAAUGAAUUGAAAAUAUAAUUUGACAUAUCAAUUAGCAAAAGGAAAUAUGGAAAUAUUUUAUUUUUUAAAAAUUCCUUGGUUUAUAAUUCGGUAGUGGAAUGUGGUGCAUAAUCAUUUCUGUUAAAUUAAAUGAUUUUUUUAAAGAAUUUACUGGAAAGAAAUUUUUAAGAGUACAUGUAUAUUAUUUGAUUUUAUACAUGCAGUAUGCAAUUAAUCACGUUUGUAUUUGAAAUAUUUAUAUAUGCAUGUUUUAAAAAAAAUGACAUAUCAUUAAAGUGCAGAUGUAUUGUUUGGUAAAGAAAAAUAAAACUGUAUUUGGAUGUUUUGAGUUGAUUUUAAGCUUGUUACAUGCAAUAGGAAGACAUUGCCACUGACAAGAAGCUCAUAUCUUGUUAUUUACUAAUACAUCUCUUCCAAAGAUUUUCUACAAGAGGGCAUUUUCAUGUAAUUUUGAAGUAUGAAAUUCAAAAGGAAGAUCUUUUAUCGGUGUGUCUAUCCAUUGAAAUUAAAAAUCUCCUAUAGGAUUAAAUGUGAUAGGUUACAGGUGAAUUAAGAUAUACAAUGAAUAAAGCAUUUUAUUUAGAAAGAGAAAAAAAGAUUAGAAAUAACCAAUAGUUGAAAUGAAUAUUGUAAGAUUUAUAACCAGUGAUGGAAUAAAUGAACACCUGGGGAUUAGUUUAGAUCGAAGCAUAGCCGGAUAAAAUCACGUCCGGAAAAAAUUAUGCUUUUGAAUCCGGUUUCUUUUUUACUGCAACCGCAGUUGCAACACGUAAUAGCCUACUGUACUUCAACAAGCCGGUCUCAUCUCACAUCUAACACAAUGGCCAGCACCGCUUCACCACACUGGGAAGUUGUCGGGAAAGGAAAGAAGAGCAAAAUACCCACACCUGUUAGUCGUGGCGAGAGGAAGAAAAUCGCCGAGGGGAUGCCGAAAGUUGAACAUUACACCCCUGCUUUAAAGGAAUCCAGCACUCUGUUCAAUGUUUUUCUGGAGAAAGAAAAGAAACAGCAACAGGCCAAUGCACAAGCCAAAGCAGAGGCAAAAGACUCGAGCAAGACCAAUGGUUUUACUAAUGCAGGGAAAAAACCCGUUCAGCAAAAGAAGAAACCGCAGAAAAUAGAACCAGAGAAACUGAGGCCGAGUAGUGACUUCUUGGAAGCUGUAGCAGAGAUAAAGAAGGAUGAUUUAGAGGCUGCCUUGAUGGUUACAAAAAGUAGUUUUCCUGGAAAUAUUGAGGUUUGGUUGAAAGACUUAGCCUCAUUGUUGAAUAUCAAACUUGAACAAUGUCCUGAGCCGGAUCCAUUCUUGAAAAAUAAAGCUAAGGAUUUUCCUAUGUGUCAUUUGAGCAACAAAUGUCAGGAUGUUGUUAAAUCUGUGAUUAGAGAAGCAUCAGCUGAAACUUUAGAGCACCUGCUAUAUCACAGCAUUACAACCAUGCUAUCAGAAAUGAACAAAGGUAAUUCCAGCUAUGGAUAUAGAAUUUUCAUUCAAAUGUUGGUAUAUGUGAAGCCAAAUAUUGCAUUGACCAAAACACAGCAGUACUUGGAGUUGCUGACCACUCACCAGAACAAACUUCCCAGGUGUCUGUCCAUUCUCUGGUGUCUGGGUGUGUGUGGUAACAAAGACUUCAGGAGUGGACUCAGAGUUUGGAUGGAAGUGAUGAUGCCCAUGUUGAAAGUUAGACCAGUGGCUCCAUAUUGUGUGGAGUACCUUGAAGAGCUCUUCCGGACUCAUACCGACAUGAAGAAGCUGUCGGGAGAAAUGUCGUUGAAAGAAUAUUUCUUCCUGGUUGACAUGAUCUUCAAUGACCAGAAUAUGCCAAAAGAUCUUGCCAAAAAGCUGCAGACUCUCUAUCCAAAACUAAAGAAAAUAGCCUUGGCCAAUGAUAAGACACCUGGUCUGAGACAGGUGUUUCCAUCUUACCUUACCAGAGUAACACCUGGAAGUGGUAGAACCAUGAAAUCAGAGGUUUUGCCAUGUUUAGUGGAUUGCCUUGCAACUGACAAACAAUGUUUUGCUGUGUGGUGUCAGAUGUACACAAAACACUUGUCACAAUCAAGUGUGUUGCUGAAUCAUCUGGCACAGAAUUGGAACAAGGUGGGCUCCAAGAUUGACAAGAAGCUGUUCCAGAGUACACUGAGGUCGUUCUCCAUUACAAAUGAAGAAUUGGCGACUCAGGGCAGGAACAGUAGCGAGGGGUAUCAGGAGUGUGUGGCUGCGUGUAAGGAAUUGCUUCAAAAAAUGGAACAGACACACUUCCCAUGGUUUUGGAUGGUUUUCCUCUUCUUGAUCAGCACUCUGUCUGCAAUUAUUGCAUAUGACAUUUACUCCAGCAAGACUUUGAAAGCUUCUAGAACAGUGAGAUUCCUGGAGGACUAUGGAAUAUUGGCUUUCACUGAGCAGGUGUGGAGUAGACUCACUCGCUAUACAUUAAUUGCAUUCAGUUGGCUGAGAGUGAACAUUCCUUUGUACGCCGAGAAAGCCAUCAAUACCAUUUCUCCCUAUGUUGCCCUGGGAUGGUCUAAGAUCACGUUUGGCAUUCAGUAUGUGUGGGAAGUUAGCACUCCUCAUCGGGAGUGGCUGUACAUCAAACUACUUCAAUUAACAGAUCAGGUUUACUCGCUGUCUCCAGAUCUGUGGUCCGAUCUUAGCCAUUAUCUUUCAUUAUCCUGGGAUUUCUUACGGGACAAAACAUACCUCAUAUGGACCAGUAUGGUCCAAUUAUUUUUAACAUCCUGGAAAUGGAUUGAAACAGAAGUUUUAUUAGGUCAAUAUACUCCAGAUGUUCUGCAACAGUUUUUUCGGACUGCAAUAUCUUUUGUUCAAAGUUCAACAAUUUCUUUUACACAAUGGUGCUCAAAUUUAUUUCAAACUUCACAAGGGAAAUAACUCUGUCUCUGGAAGGAAAACACUGAGAAUCUCAGGAUACGCAUAGCUUUUACAGAGCAUAUAGUAUAAACAAAAUUUAUUGAAAUUGAUACAUGUAGAAGACCUUUGUGGUAUUGUGAUAAUAUCCUAAUGCUAUAAUUAAAAAGUUGUUUGUUUGCCCUUGCCCAGCCAAGAAAUAUUUCUCUGAUGCAGAAAUUUUUUCAUGCUGUUUUUAUCACAAUUUGAAUUUCCUAAUUAAAUCUCAAAUUAUCUAGAGAUACAUGUCACAUUUUCAUCAAUAAACAAGUUGUGUUUGCUAUUACCUAGCCACCUAGAAUUUUUAUAUAGAAUCAUCAGAGGGCAAACAAAGAUAUUUUAAAAGUGGCCUUAGAUUUGAACUCUACAUGUUUGAGCUUGGUUGUAUGCUUAUGAAUAAUUAAUAUUAAACCCACCCUAACAUUAUUUAAGUUUCACCAAAUGUCUCAUUCUUAAGAAUAAAAGAGAAAUAUUUUUUUUGUAUUACAGUACACUGUUGAUUUAGUUAAAUAUUAGUCAUGAAAGAGCAAAGAAGAAUAAAAUUGUUAUUCUACUGUGA